Molecule: messenger RNA, 2250 nt
Organism: Juglans microcarpa x Juglans regia
Lineage: Eukaryota; Viridiplantae; Streptophyta; Magnoliopsida; Fagales; Juglandaceae
Product: phosphoinositide phospholipase C 4-like
Exons: 9
Coding region: 397-2139 (580 amino acids)
Biological process (GO): lipid metabolic process; phosphatidylinositol-mediated signaling
Molecular function (GO): phosphatidylinositol-4,5-bisphosphate phospholipase C activity
Source: RefSeq, a predicted model, not a curated record
GUCGCUGAGCUGCAACAGAGAUCGUCCUCGUUAUCUAGCGUGGGUGACAGAGUGGAAUGUCGCUGAGUUGAAGAAAAAGCUUGAAGUGUGAAAGAUCAAUGAGAUGAAACAUGAAAGUCGUCGAAGGAUUAAACUGAGAAACCAAAAGCACCAGCAACGCAGAGGGAGCUGAACCAACUUCAUUUGAACCUAAAGGUCUUUCUUUCUUUAUAUAUAUACACCACCCAGAUAAGAGAAUCUUCUCCCACUAUCUCACACCCCUGACCCUUUACAUUCUCCCUCGACAUCUCCCUCUUUCUCUGCGUAUCUCGAGCUUUGACUUUGAUCCACCCAGCAAAGUAUCCAAAGCCUUUGAGUUUCUGAGAGGGACGCGGCAGAGAUUUCAUUUCCUGCAAUAUGGGGACGUAUAGGAUGUGCGUGUGCUUUACAAGGAAGUUUAAGAUCAAGGAGUCGGAGCCACCACCGGACGUGAAGGAAGCGUUCAAUAAGUACGCCGAGGGUGGGAACUACAUGACGGAGGAGCAGCUGCACCGAUUCUUGGUGGAGGUUCAGGGUGAGACCGGCGCGUCGAUCUCAGACGCGGUGCGGGUUGUGGAGCAGGUCUUGCAGAAACGGCACCAUAUUUCCAAGUACACCAGGAAACACACUCUCAGCCUUGAUGAUUUUCACCAUUACUUGUUCUCAAUGGAGCUUAAUCCGCCUAUUGGAGAUGAGGUUCACCAGGAUAUGACAGCUCCAGUGUCUAAUUAUUUCAUCUAUACUGGUCAUAAUUCAUAUCUGACUGGUAACCAACUCAAUAGUGACUGCAGUGUUCUUCCAAUUAUAAAGGCAUUGAAGAGAGGUGUACGAGUAGUAGAGCUUGAUCUUUGGCCGAAUAAUGAUGCAAACGGUGGUGUUCAUGUUUAUCAUGGAUGGACCCUGACAACUCCGGUGGAACUUAUUGAAUGCCUGAAAUCCAUUAGAGAGCAUGCAUUUUCUUCAUCACCAUACCCUGUCAUAAUAACUCUUGAGGACCAUCUUACAGUAGAUCUUCAGGCUAAAGUAGCCCAGUUGAUCACUCAAACAUUUGAAGAUAUGUUGUUUUAUCCUGAAUCUGAAUGUUUAAAAGAGCUCCCUUCACCAGACGAAUUGAAGUAUCGGUUUAUUAUCUCAACCAAACCUCCAAAGGAGUUUCUUCAAGCUAAGAUUAGCAAGGAAAAGAAGGAGAAGUCACUCAAGGGAAAGGAUUCUGAUGAACAAGAUGACGAUACGAGUGAUAGUGAUUCAAGUCAGCACAAUCAGGAUGAUGAGGAUCAUGAUGACUCUGAUCAUGAUUCACGUCCACCAGGUCCAUGUUCAUACAAGUGUCUAAUUGCUAUUCAUGCUGGAAAACCAAAGGGUGGUCUAAAGGAGGCGUUAAAAGUUGAACUCAACAAAGUUAGACGCCUUAGUUUGAGUGAACAAGCACUUGAAAAGGCUGUUUCAUCUAAUGGAAUGGAUGUUGUUAGAUUUACCCAGAGCAAUUUCCUGAGAGUGUACCCCAAGGGUACUCGGUUUAACUCCUCCAACUACAACCCAUUAAUUGGUUGGACGCAUGGGGCUCAAAUGGUAGCAUUUAAUAUGCAGGGAUGUGGCAAAUAUCUAUGGUUGAUGCAUGGGAUGUUUAGAUCCAAUGGGGGUUGUGGUUAUGUGAGAAAGCCUGAUCUUCUAAUGAAAGUAGGCCCCAACAAUGAAGUGUUUGAUCCUAAAGCAAAUUUGCAAGUGAAGAAGACUUUCAAGGUGAAAGUAUAUAUGGGAGAUGGAUGGCAUUUGGAUUUUAAACAGACACACUUCGAUCAGUUUUCACCCCCAGAUUUUUACACCAAGGUUGGCAUAGCAGGAGUCCCAGCUGAUACCCUAAUGAAGGAAACAAAGAAAAUAGAGGACGACUGGACUCCAGUUUGGGAUGAAGAGUUUACAUUUCCAUUGACUGUUCCUGAACUGGCCUUGCUUAGAGUUGUAGUGCAUGAGUAUGACAUGUCCGGAAAGGGUGAUUUCGGCGGCCAAACUUGUUUGCCAGUGUGGGAAUUAAGGCCAGGGAUCCGUGCAGUCCCCCUUUUUAACCGUAGAGGAGAGAAAUACAACUCAGUAAGGCUUCUUAUGCGGUUUGAGUUUGUGUAAGAAAAUGGUUUUCUGCUUCUGUAAAACUGUAUUGGUCGAGUUUUUCCAUCGAUCUAAUGUCUGCUAUUGCCACGUACAGAUAUAUUACAAUCCUAUUCUUUCUUCCUCUGA